AGGCGGCCAGGGCCCAGUGUUGUGUUGUGGCGGCGAGCAGCAGGCGGCCGGAGAGUCUUGGGAGGUGUCAGCGUCUGCCGCCGCGAUAAAUAGAUCAAGAUGGUGGACUUCGUGUACUCUUUGCCCUUCCUGGUGCUGGAGCUGCCGCGCCUCAAGCUGAAGCGGCCCUCCUGGGUGGCCGUGCCCUCGCCCAUGGCCGUGUUCUCCUUCAUCCUGCUGUCAUACUUCCUGGUGACCGGCGGCAUCAUCUACGACGUCAUUGUGGAGCCCCCAAGUGUUGGCUCCACCACUGAUGAGCAUGGACACUCACGCCCCGUGGCGUUCAUGGCUUACCGCGUCAAUGGACAAUACAUCAUGGAAGGUCUGGCUUCGUCCUUCAUGUUUGCGCUUGGCGGCAUUGGGUUCAUUGUCCUGGACCAGACCCAUUCGCCCUCCACUCCCAAGCUCAACCGCAUCCUCCUCAUCAUUAUCGGCUUUGCGUGUAUCAUCAUCUCUGCCAUCGCCUGUUACGCAUUUAUGAAGAUCAAGCUCCCCGGCUAUCUCAUGAGCUGAAGAGGGAGGAAAGACUCGCUGGUGGCUGCUCUCUUUCUCUCUCUCUCUUUCUCUUUUUAUACUUCAGCCCAAGGCAACUUAAUUUUCGUCUCCUCUGUGCUCUCAGUUACUUUGUUUUAUACUGACUGUCAGGUGUACUAAUGGACUAUGGAGUGAUGUGAUAUGUUGUAUGACUCCUCUGUGCUAACUGUUUGCUAUAAUAAAAGGGACACAAAUAUU
This is a messenger RNA of Eriocheir sinensis (Chinese mitten crab), 771 nucleotides long. RefSeq names its product oligosaccharyltransferase complex subunit OSTC-like. The record is from RefSeq and is a predicted model, not a curated record. Bases 100 to 552 code for a protein of 150 amino acids. Gene Ontology annotation, cellular component: oligosaccharyltransferase complex. The transcript has 4 exons. NCBI's taxonomy places the organism in Eukaryota, Metazoa, Arthropoda, Malacostraca, Decapoda, Varunidae.